AUGCGCUGCUGCACCGUGCUCCAGGACCCAGCCACGUUGUUCUGGGACACCCCUCUCGGUCUAGGGCCUUUCCGAGUUGUUGCAGCGUCGUACGGCCACCCGCGAGACCCAAAGCUGGCCAUCGAUGUCCGCCGACAGCUGCAAACACGCGUGGGGGUAUCGGAUCGCUUGGACAUAAGACGAGAGGAGAGCCUAACAGACUGGUUAGGGAACCCCUGCCCGGGCGUUCUGAAGGUUUUGCGCGUUCGGUACGUCUCUCUGGAAGGCGUCGCGAAAGGGCGGCGACGAGAGGUGUGGCUCCAAGAGUCAGAGGAGGGCCACCUUGCGGAGGCAGUAUCUCUUCAAGUGCCGACGAAGCUGCCCCUCGUGGUGGUGUUCUCUGCGGUGUAUGGUUCUCCCGGCGAACCUUCGCGGGGCCGUGGUAAGAUGGAUGUGACAGAGUUCAUGCAGGGGAGGGUCGACCUCGCGGACGGAAAGUACCUCUUCAUGUCUCGAAAGGAACCACUCACGGAUCUCUUCGGCGACCCUUGCCCUGGCCGGGAUAAAUGCUUGGUGCUCCGGUACGAGAUCGUUGGUACGGAAGGAAGGGCGGAGGCGAUCGAGUCGGACGGACGGCUGUUGACACCAAUCAGUAUCAGCUGCACGCCUAUGUUGGCGCCGCUUAUCCUCGUGGAAUCCGCAACCUACGGGCAGACACGACAGGGCAUCGAUGAGCGUCUGCAAUUGGUGCAGAGAGAACUUUCCGACCUGUUUGCCAUCCAGAACCGCAAAGACAUCGGGAUGCCCCUCAGCCGAGAGGACAAUAAGAGGCUCAUGGGGCUCAGGCCUCUCAUCAGUGAUCUCGAGUGCGUUGUAUCGAUGGAGAAAGAGUUCCUGAAGAAGCUCACUCCCAGGUACGUGGAUAUCAGGGCGCGCCUGCAGGCGAGGGUGGAGGAGCACGGUGGGGGGCUGCUAGAGUUCGUGGCGGCUCAAACAGACGUCAAUCAGCUCUUCGGGAACCCAAUGCCGGGGAAAAGAAAGGAGCUGCGGGUGCGGUAUCUCAUCGUGGUUGUGGGUGGUGAAAAACUUGUGAUCGACUGUAACACCGACCUCCAGGAGAUUUUCGACGACCCCUGCCGAGGUGUGCGCAAGAAGAUCAACAUCACCUACGUGGCCAGGGGUCUGAACGGGAUCAUUCGAGUGAGCGAGAAAGACCGAUACCUGGUGGCCGACAUCAUUGUGGGAUACUACAGCAGGCAGCACUUUCGGGAAAGCAAGCUUCUGGCAGAGCGUCACGGCCUUCGCACGGAGCAUAAGACCAAAGAAUCGACUCACCAGCACUUUCGCCGUGACGAAUGGAGCGAGAGCGACAGCGACAGAGAUAGCGACAGCACAAACCAAACAGUGGAGAACACCGGCAAUUUGACCGUUGCCAACGCAGACGGCCUUUGUGUGCCAUGUGACGAGCACGAAGAUGGAAGCCUCGAGCCCCCGUUAAGAUUGAAAACGUCGAUGAUGAUGGCGGUCGGCGGUGGCGGCAUGGAUCCAUCCGCAGUAGAGGGUAGAGGUGGAGGGAGUAGGACGCCCACGAUGGCAGAGCGGAGGAGGGAGCGGCGGAGGGAGCGGCGUCAGGCCCACCAGGAAGGCGUUCGGCGGAAAGAGGCGGAGCGAGAGAGCGAGCGGCGAAGAAUGCGCGCAGACAAGGCACGACGGGACCGCGAGGUAGCGCGGGCCGUCCGCGAAGCAGAAGACGCUGAGCGCUUGCGUUUGUUGAGCGAAGCGCAGGAAGCCGAGAACGCGGCCGCCGUACCGACUCGCCUGCUGCGCACCAUGCAGAGGAAGGCGGCUGCGGCCAUCGCAGCCGUGGCGUCGGGAGCUGGUGCCAUCGCCGACGGUCGUGGCGUUGUCGGUGAGCCAGCCAAGGCCGGGACCACCCGCGAUCGCCGGACACCAGGAGUGAAUUUUAGCAAAGAGCCAGUUCUAGAAGAAGAGCGGCGCGACGGCGGUGGCCCGGAACAGGAAAGAAAGAGCCGUCAGCUCAGCGUCUUGGGCGAUGGCGAUGACGGUCCCAGCAAAACUAAUUUGACCGCGACGAGGAGACGAUCUCGCAAAGCCGUUGGCCACGGCCUCCCCGCGACGCCCGCGAACGCUGCACUCGCGGAUCACAACGAGGAGGUCACCGCGCUUGCGGCAGAGACGCAGCAUGCUGUCGCCACCGACGAGCCGAAAAAGGGCAAGCGAAAGACGAGAAGCCGGGAGGCUAGUGAAGGUUGGAGGGGAACAGCAACGGCUGCGGGUCAUCCAGACGUCGAGAGGCACAACAAGGAGCGCGGCGCUUUUCCUCCGCCCCUCCCCGGUACGACCGCGCAAGCUGGUUCCGCCGUUGCCGCCACCGCCGCCAACGUCGCCUUGCCGGAACGGUCGGGGAACAAGGGAACAUCCCACUCGCGUGGACACAGCAACCUUCCGCAGGGGGAAGCUAACUUGACGGCGGUCUCAUCGCCACCAAAAGACGUCGGGAUAGGCGGAACGACAGGUCGACCCAGACGAAAGCCGAGCGAGGAGAGGGUCGGGGAGCCCCGAGCCGUGUUUACGCAUCGAGCAUCAGCGAUACUGCCCACCGACGAGGCCACUGGCAGUGGAGAGGCGGCCGGCAUAUUGGUGGAGGGUGGAAGGAGAGAGAGAAACGGGGAAAGUCAUCAACGAAGGGCUAGCACCAAGGGUCGAGUAGGCUCGGUCUUGCCGAGUGAAAUUGUGAACGCUGCGUAA
Messenger RNA from Ectocarpus sp. CCAP 1310/34, 2748 nucleotides. The record is from the annotation of a GenBank genome assembly. NCBI's taxonomy places the organism in Eukaryota, Phaeophyceae, Ectocarpales, Ectocarpaceae.